UUCAACCCGAAGGGAACCCUGAAAAGCAAAAAAAUCACAAAUAAUAAAAACAGAAUAUGGUUCAGUGAUACGUACUACAAAUGGAUAUUAUUACGGCAGUGACAAGAACUCAAGUGCUACAUAAACAGAGUCAGACCAAAGAACUGUAAACAGAAUCCAUUGGAAUUCAGAAUUCAAUAACAAAGUGUACAUUACCAGUGUGAACCACAAGUCAAUAAAAAAAAUAAAAUUCACAUUAAAUCGAAGAUACAAUCAUCGAUUGGAAAGAAUUGAUACAACACUCAGAAGCAUGAAAUUAAGACUUUUGCGCUGUUUGCGCCAACAACCUUCAAAGCAGGCGGCGAUCGGACAGAAGGAGGCCGAACUCCAGGCGGUGCAUGAUCACCACAUGCUCAAGGACAUGGCCAAGUCACCCUUCCGCGAUACACCGGUAAAGAUCCUGCUCCUGGGCACGGCCGAAUCGGGCAAGACCACCAUCAUUAAACAGAUGAGGAUACUACAUAUCAAUGGAUUCACGGACGCUGAACGCCGUGAUAAGGUACCUGAGAUAUACCAGAACAUCCACGACAGUAUCCUGCAAUUGGUGGCUCAAAUGGGAGUCCUCGGAAUCGAUUUCGGCAGUUGCACUAGCGAGCGAUCAGCCGACUAUAUCCUCUCCCUGCCCAGCCUGGCCCCCGAAUACAUGAAUGAGGAGUACUGUGAUCACGUCAUGGCUCUCUGGAAUGAUGUGGGAAUCCGCGCCUGCUACAAUCGCUCCAAUGAAUUCCCUCUCCUGGAUAGCGCGAAAUAUUUCCUGGACAACUUUGAGCGGAUCAGCGAUGUUGAGUACAUACCCAGCACCGAGGACAUCCUGCACAGCCGGAAAAUCACCACGGGCAUCUCGCAGAUCUCCUUCCGAGUGGAGAUCCCCAAGAGCAUGGGCGGCGGCGAGCAGGAGUUCCGCAUGUACGAUGUGGGUGGCCAGCGGGAUCAGCGCAACAAGUGGAUCCAGGUCUUCGAAGGCAUCCAGGCAGUGCUGUUCCUCAUCUCAUGCAGCGAGUUCGAUCAGAAUCUGCGAGAGGAUCCCACCCAGAAUCGACUGCAGGAGGCCCUCAAAUUGUUCCGAGCCGUGUGGCAGAAUCGCUUCCUGGCCUCCGCCGGAUUGAUAGUCUUCCUCAACAAGUACGACAUCAUGGAGCGAAAGAUCCGGGCUGGCAAGCACAUUGUGGACUACUUUCCCGAGUACGAGGACUUCUGCAAGCGUCCCCAGCAAGACAAUUGCUUCGAUGAGAGCGACUGGACGAAGAUGUUCAUCAAACAGAAACUGGUGGACAUCACCCAAGAACCCUUCAAGCGCCACUCGCGGAAUCAGGUCGAUCUGGGAACGUCGGAGCGGGAAUGCUACUACCACUUCACCGUCGCCACGGACACACGGUGCAUCAAGGAUGUGUUCUGCGACGUCCAGAAGAUGAUCCUCUCGGAGAACGUGGCCGGAACGAGCCUGUUAUAGAUCGUUCGCCUCUCAAAAAAUCAAGGGACUUCCCCGUGUCCCCGCCCAACUGUGAUCUAGUAGGAUAUACCUUAAGUAGCCAUGUAGGAGCCUUAGCUUGUAGUGGCAUCGGACCAGUCAUAGGUCAUACGAUGCCUGGUAUAACGCUUUAAUAAAAACUAUUUAAAUACUUUUCAAAUAAGAAAGUCCUUUAAGGAUUUAUCUCACUUCUCGACAA
Messenger RNA from Drosophila bipectinata, 1706 nucleotides. It is a transcript of the gene Galphaf, whose product is annotated as G protein alpha subunit f. Gene Ontology annotation, molecular function: G protein-coupled receptor binding; GTPase activity; G-protein beta/gamma-subunit complex binding. NCBI's taxonomy places the organism in Eukaryota, Metazoa, Arthropoda, Insecta, Diptera, Drosophilidae. Gene Ontology annotation, biological process: adenylate cyclase-activating dopamine receptor signaling pathway; sensory perception of chemical stimulus. The record is from RefSeq and is a predicted model, not a curated record. Gene Ontology annotation, cellular component: heterotrimeric G-protein complex.